This is a messenger RNA of Lotus japonicus, 1902 nucleotides long. RefSeq lists its product as uncharacterized. The record is from RefSeq and is a predicted model, not a curated record. The coding region runs from base 534 to 1796 and encodes 420 amino acids. NCBI's taxonomy places the organism in Eukaryota, Viridiplantae, Streptophyta, Magnoliopsida, Fabales, Fabaceae. The transcript has 2 exons.
CCUUCACUCCUACCCGCCGCCGCACCACUUCUUCCAUUGUGCUGCCGCCGCCGCCCCUUUCUCCAGCCGCCGCGCCCUCCCUCGCGCCGCCGCUCUGCACCACCGCGUGCCUCCUCCCUGCCUCUGCCCGCAGCGCCGUCGUCCCUUGGAGAGCAUCUUCACUCUCGCGUUUCUGUCCCUCUUCCAGCGCCUCCGUCGCGCCGCCACUCUCUAAGGCCACACCGCUCCUGGAUCGCCGCCGCCGACAGCCGUCCUUGCCGCCGCGACCCCUGCCCGUCGCGCCCAAGCCUGCCGCAUCGCCCCUUGCCCGCUGUCUUCUCCUACCCGACAGCUUCAGAUCCGGGUCCAUCAAACCCGUCUGACCCGUUUUCCAAGCCCCACUUCAGCGAACCGGACCGGCCCAAUCCGGUUCGCCCAGACCGGUUCUCCCCAGACCGGUUGCCACCCAAACCUUCAAAAAAAAAAAAACAAAAAAAAAACAAAACCCCAUAAUUUUAUUAUUAUUCCCAUCUUCUUUAUUUGCAGCCGGCUCAAUGGCUGAUACUGAUUCUACCACGGGUUCUCCAAUUGGCGACACCACUAUGGUUCCCCCGCCGACGGCGCCGCCGACGUCCUCCCCUGCCAAGUCGGAUUUCCAUCCGGCCCUUGCUGUCACCAAUAUCAAAAACAACAUUCCUUUUAAACUCGAGAUAGACAAGGAUCAUUAUGCUAUGUGGGCUGAAUUGUUUGAGACUCAUGCUCACGCCACUCAGGUGCUCCACCACAUCAUUCCUCAAGCUGACAUGGAGCCUCCUGCGCGCACCGAUGCUUCCUAUGCUCGGUGGGCCACUCUUGACUCUACCGUCAAACAGUGGAUUUAUUCCACCAUCUCCUUCGACCUUCUCUCCACUGUUAUGGAGAAAGGUUCUACUGCUAUGGCUACUUGGAACCGUAUAGCUUCUAUGUUUGAGGACAAUCAGAACUCUCGUGUAGUCGCUCUCGACCAGGAUUUCAUCUCCACUCGCAUGGAGGAUUUUCCUAAUGUUUCCGCCUAUUGUCAGCGUCUGAAACAUAUCUCUGAUCAGUUGCGGAAUGUUGGUGCCCCAGUCAGUGACCAUCGUCUUGUUCUUCAGUUGGUCUCUGGUCUCACUGAGCCCUUUCGUGGUGUUGCCACCCUGAUCCGUCAGAGCGAGCCUUUGCCACCUUUCCUCAAGGUCCGCUCCAUGUUGAUUCUAGAGGAAUCUGGUCUCGCCAGGAUGUCAGGUCCGGCCUCUCAGACUGCUUUGCACACCUCUGCUUCCCGUCCACAUGCCUCCGUUGACUCCUCUCAGCAGCGCCCCACCUACCGCAGCGAUCAGGGCCACUCCAACCAUCGUUAUGGGUCAGGGCACAAUCGCAAUUAUCAGGGUGGUUCUGGUAAACCUAAGAAGAAAGGUGGCUCCCGUUAUCCUGGAUCAUCUGGCUCCUCUGGUUCCUCUGCUGCAUCUCCUCCACCCUGGCGCCCACCACCGCAGGCAUCCUGGAAUCCCUGGGGUUGGGCUCCUCCCCCUGGUUGGGCUCCUUCCCCUUGGGGCAUGCCUCCUUGUCCUUACCCCACAUCUCAGUGGUCGCGUCCCAUGAGUGCUCCGCAGCAACCCAGCGUUUUAGGUCCGCGUCCUCAGGCCUACACCGCUACUGCUUCUCCAGCACCCACUGAUAUCGCUGCUGCCAUGCACACCAUGUCUUUGACUCCUCCAGACACCACGUGGUACAUGGACACCGGCGCCUCGUCCCAUACUGCGGCAUCUCAAGACGGGGAUGCCUCUCCUGAGAUGUAACAGCCUCGGCGACCUCUACCCAGUCACUCGUUCCUCUCCCUUUGCUGGUCUUGCUUCUAGUGUCUGGCACAAUCGACUUGGUCAUCCAGCUUCCUCAGCUUUAAAC